Messenger RNA from Sphaerodactylus townsendi, 1320 nucleotides. RefSeq names its product hydroxysteroid 17-beta dehydrogenase 7 (gene HSD17B7). Gene Ontology annotation, cellular component: endoplasmic reticulum membrane. Gene Ontology annotation, biological process: cholesterol biosynthetic process. The transcript is spliced from 9 exons. Lineage: Eukaryota; Metazoa; Chordata; Lepidosauria; Squamata; Sphaerodactylidae. The record is from RefSeq and is a predicted model, not a curated record. Gene Ontology annotation, molecular function: estradiol 17-beta-dehydrogenase [NAD(P)+] activity; 3-beta-hydroxysteroid 3-dehydrogenase (NADP+) activity; 5-alpha-androstane-3-beta,17-beta-diol dehydrogenase (NADP+) activity. Bases 81 to 1085 code for a protein of 334 amino acids.
GGCUUGGGUGAUGUUCCUAUAGUAGUCAGCGGCUGGGCUGCGAUCUUGCCUUCAUUCAUUCUGAUCUUGUGGGCAGCGCCAUGCAGAGGAUCGCAGUGGUCACCGGAGCCAGCAGUGGCAUUGGCUCUGCCCUGUGUGAGCGCCUUCUCCAGGAAGAUGCCAGCCUCCUUCUGUGUCUAGCUUGCAGGAACAUGGAGAAGGCCAACACCACCCGCAAGAAGCUAUUGUCCUACUUUCCCCAUGCAGACAUCAGCGUCGUUCAAGUGGACGUGGGCAAGGUGGAAUCAGUCCUAAAUGCAGCCAAAGAGAUUAAGAAGAGGUUUCAGCAUGUGGAUUAUCUCUUCUUAAAUGCUGGGAUCAUGGUAAAUCCACGUAUCAGCCUCUCAGCUUUUGUGCAUGGACUUUUCUCGAGGCAAGCAGUUCGGAUGCUGACCACAGCAGAAGGCUUGAUGACCCAAGAGGACCGCGUCAGUCCAGACGGCCUUCAGGAAGUCUUUGAAACCAACCUUUUUGGGCAUUUCAUACUGAUCCGGCAGCUGGAAUCCUUGCUUACCUGUUCUGAAAGGCCCAGCCAGCUCAUUUGGACCUCCUCGAUCAGUGCCCGCAAGUCUAACUUCAGUCUGGAUGACUACCAGCAUUGCCAAGGCAAAGAGGCCUACAGCUCAUCUAAAUAUGCCACUGACCUUACCAGUGUGGCUUUGAACAGCCAUUUCAACAAACAGGGUCUGUAUUCCAGUGUUAUGUGUCCAGGAGUUGUGAUGACCAACAUGACCUAUGAAAUCAUGCCUGCUUUCAUCUGGAAGUUAUUUCUCCCCAUUAUGUGGCUGAUCCGCUUUUUCACCCACACUUACACAUUGACGCCCUACAAUGGAGCAGAAGCACAGGUUUGGCUAUUCAAGCAGAAGCCAGAGGUGCUGGACCCACUGGCAAAAUUUCACAGCUGUAUCACAUUCCUUGGGAAGAAAUAUGUUGAUAUCCGCAAGAUGGAUAUCGACAGAAGCCUGGCUGAGAAAUUUUACCAGAAGUUGUUGCAACUCGAGAAGGAACUUUUGGCGAAAUGUGGCAGCCCGGCACCUAAGCAAUAACUCAUUAAUGUCUCCUGUUGCCUAUCUUCAUGGCAGUGGGACAUUUUUCUUCUUGUUUGCAAAGCAAACCUCACUAAAAAAAUGACAUCAGGCUUUCCUGGGAAUGAUGAGAGGAACCAAAAAGACUUAAUAAUCUCUCCCUUCAGUAUCCCUCCCUCUCAGUGUCUUGAACUUUUUUACUGCUAUAUACAAACUGUCUUUCUAAUAAACUAGCUAUGCAUAACUGUUGGAAAAA